Messenger RNA from Plectropomus leopardus (leopard coralgrouper), 2305 nucleotides. It is a transcript of the gene nphp1, whose product is annotated as nephronophthisis 1. The record is from RefSeq and is a predicted model, not a curated record. Gene Ontology annotation, cellular component: cytoplasm; cilium. Lineage: Eukaryota; Metazoa; Chordata; Actinopteri; Perciformes; Serranidae. Gene Ontology annotation, biological process: protein localization involved in establishment of planar polarity. Gene Ontology annotation, molecular function: protein binding.
AGGCUAACCUGCUAACACAUCUAAUAUGCUCCGUGAAACAGCUUAUAAAUGCCACCAAAAAGAAAAGGACCUUUGCAGCUUGUCCAGAGAGAAGUGGACGAAAUCAAAAAACAGGUUGACAGUCUGUUGAAGGAUGUGCAGAGUCAGGCUGGAUCCACAGAGGAGGCAUUUCGGAGAUGUCAAGAACUGCAGAUGUCUGCAGAAAAAGCAUUAAAUACACUGAAGAAACUGACCAAGGCAGAUGAGCUGGCUCCAGUGGGGAACUAUGAUCAGAGGAAGCAGGAGGAGGAGAGACGCCUGCAGAACAUCUUGGAGCUUGUAAACACCCUCUCUCUGGAGCUUUCACCACCAGGACCCAGUACUGCUGCAGGUGAUGUUUCAAAGGAAGACACAGAGGUGGAGGAUGAUGAUGAGGAUGAUGAUGAAGAGAGUAGCGAUGAUGAUGAUGAUGAUGAUGAUGAUGAAGCCAAUGAUGGAGAUGAGAAGCAAGCUGUGAAAUCUCCGUCUCAGUCAGACUCUCACAUCUACACAGCCCUGAGUGAUUUCAAAGGAGAACAGGAGGGAGAUCUGUCUGUUCAGAGAGGGGAGGUGUUGAGGAUUAUCAGGAAGACGGCAGAUGGAUGGUGGCUGGCUGAGGACGCCAAAGGCAACAGAGGAGUGGUUCCAAAAACCUACCUGAAGCUUGGCUCUGGUGUUGAUGAUGAAGAAGAUGAUGGUGACGAUGAUGAUGAAGAUGAGGAGUCAGAGUCAGAUGGUGACGAACUGGCUGACGACCAAGAGAAACAGGGCACUUCUCCACAUUCCAACUGGAGUACUGUCAAAAAGGCUUUGACUGAGAUUGAUGCAACAGAUGUGCUCUCUGCUAUGGGGGCUAUACCUUCAGGAUUCAGACCAUCAACUCUCAAUAAAUUGCUGGUGGAGGAAGGUAUAACAUACCGAGCAAGUCACUAUAUUCAGCCAGAGCUCAGCCAAUCACAGCUCUCCUUUAGUGACCUCUUCCUGGAUCCAGACACGGGCAGGGUUCGUGCUCGGCAGGUCAGGACUUGUGUUUGUUUCAGUUUGUGGAGCUGCAGGAUGAUUCCUACUCCUGGCGUUGGAGUUCAGGUCCUCAGCAGACACAUCCGCCUCUGUGCCUUUGAUGGAACUCAGGUUUUGAGUAACAUCCACACAGUGAGAGCAUCCUACAACUCCAAGAGCCCCAAAACCUGGAACUUCUCUCCAAGGAUGACAGGUAUCCUACCUGCCCUCCUUGAUGGAGACUGCUUCCUUCGCUGCAACUCUGCAUCUCCUGAUCUCGGUAUCCUCUUUGAACUGGGAGUCACCUUUAUACGCAAUUCUACAGGUGAGAGAGGGGACCUGAGCUGUGGCUGGACUUUCCUCAAACUGACUGAUGACGCUGGAAAUCCACUCCCCAACAGGACCUAUGAGCUGCCAGUGAACGGAGGCACUCCCUAUGAGAAGGAUGUAGCGAUGGAGGCAUCAGUCACCAGAGGAACUCCAGCUGGUGUUUUCCAGCAGAUGCUUCAGGCCAGGCGGCAGCCCAAACUCAUUGUGAAGUUGAAAUCGGCCAACAGCCGGACCAGAACGCAGCUCAGUCUCCUUCCGGACACUCUGCUGCACUCUCUGAGCUGCGUCCACCUGCUGGCUCUACACAGGCAGCUGCUGGCCGACGCACUGCUGAUGGACAGGCCUACCAUGCAGGAUGCAGAUCUGAUAUGCAGUCCUGUACUUUCUACCUUCCCUGUGCUGUUGGACCAACCAGACCUGCUGGAUGCUCUCAGGACUGCCUGGCUGGGUGCUGAGACAAGCAUGAGCAGAGCACAGAAGAGAGACCUGUCCUAUUUAAAACAGGAGUUUGUUAAAGUCUACAUUUCAUCCGUCUACUUCCUCCUCCACUCGCCCUUGCUGCCCUGUCAUCGCUGGGCGGACCCGCCAUCAGAGGAGCAGCGAGCCAGAGUCAUCUACACCACUUUGGAUGCUCUCAAAAACACCCAAAGCAACACCGGCAAAUGUGGAAGCCCAGAGGUCUUUGUCGACCCUGAGCGUCAGCAUCUCGCCUUCGAUAUCACAGAGUUGACCUUUGACCUCCUCCAUGUGGCGCGGUGACAUCAAAUCACUUAGAAGGAAGGUUGAUUAUUUUCAGAGUUCAUUUUAACGUAAAAUCAUGUAAUCAAGUAUAUUCUAGACAUAGGUGUGGUUUAUUUGAUAAACAAAUAAAGCCCUUAAAUGUGCCAUAAACACAUUUUGGAACCAAACUUAAAGAAUAAGGCUGGUGAUAUUUUAUAUUUUUGUAACUGUCAAUAAA